This is a messenger RNA of Mesocestoides corti, 1995 nucleotides long. NCBI's taxonomy places the organism in Eukaryota, Metazoa, Platyhelminthes, Cestoda, Cyclophyllidea, Mesocestoididae. The record is from the annotation of a GenBank genome assembly.
AUGGUCCGACAUCCUGACGGAGCACCCGCGCAAGGGGUCCUUCCUUCGUCGAACAAUGAUGCACCUGCUCAGCAGCCGUUGCACAACCCUCCCAUAUCACAGCAGCAAGCUCCACCGCCUCAGCCUCCCAUGGCAAACCAACGAGUGCCGCCUCAUCAACCCCCUCAAAUGCACCCUGGAAUGAAUCAGCAAGCACCACCGCUUCAACCUCCAAUGGCAAACCAACAAGUGCCGCCUCAACAACCUCCUCAAAUGCACCCUGGAAUGAAUCAACAGGCACCACCGCCCCAACCUCCAAUGGCAAACCAACUAAUGCCGCCUCAACAACCUCCUCAAAUGCACCCUGGAAUGAAUCAACAAGCACCGCCGCCUCAACCUCCAAUCGCAAACCAACAAGUGCCGCCUCAACAACCUCCUCAAAUGCACCCUGGAAUGAAUCAACAGGCACCGCCGCCUCAACCUCCAAUGGCAAACCAACAAGUGCCGCCUCAACAACCUCCUCAAAUGCACCCUGGAGUGAAUCAACAAGCACCACCACCUCAACCUCCAAUGGCAAACCAACAAGUGCCGCCUCAACAACCUCCUCAAAUGCACCCUGGAAUGAAUCAACAAGCACGGCCACAAGAAAUGCUUCCCAAUCAACCACCAGUGGUGAAACAGCCUCCACCGCAUUUGCAUCAGCCGCCUCCUCCAAGCCAUCAAAUUCAUUCUCCUGAUUCCUUACCUCCAAAGCCUAGACAAAUGCAGUUUCAACCGCCAGCGGUGGUGCACAACGAUGCAGAACUUGAUUUCUACUCACGCCUGCCCUCCCCAAAGGUAUUUGAAUCCGACUCUGGUGGUAUCCUUGACAAUCCUAGACACUUUAUCGCUCUCACUGUAAAUGUGACACCCGCUGCAAAAGACUGUUACUUUUACGAAGCGGUAGCAGGCUUCGACGUCGACUUUCAGGUAUUAGGCGGUGAUGGCAUGGAUAUUGGUCUUGCCGUUUUUGAUCCGUCAGGUGUUUCUGUCGCUUUACGAGAUCCAGUAAGCGAAGCAAAUAUACCAAUCACAGUUCAGCCAUAUUUCCAAGGAAGCGCUUACGCUAUCUGCCUUGACAAUCGGAAAGCUAGCUAUGGACGCAAAAAAGUUUUCCUUGCCAUUGAUUUGCGUCUCAAUUGGAAUAAUCCCAGUCCGGCUGAGCAGGAAUUAAUCAAUAAAAUCAAUGCUGGGCUGAGCGGCGAACAUGACAAUGAAGAGCUCCUUAAGACCUUCGAGAACUUCGAACGGCUAACAACUUCUUUGGAUCGAAUCAGCACUCUGUUACACCGAACCCAGCGUCUACAACAGCGUUCGCGCAACAACGCCGCCAUGGAUCGAGCUAUGAUGGAGGCCAACCAAAGUCGCGUCACCACGUGGUCCACUUUCCAGGUGGUGCUGCUCCUCCUAGUUGGUGUGGUCCAGACUCUACUCAUUCGCAGUCUCUUUGACGAGAAGAGCAGUCUCUACCGACUGUGGGUGCAUGGAGGGAGAGGCCACUCCUUUGCCUCCACCUCAACGUCCGAAAUCGCCAUGGCAACAGAAACCACAACACAACAAGUAACCGACCUGAGUGAUCCGGCCGAGAAGGCUGCGUGGCAGACAGCCAACCAGGCCGCGGAGAAGGUCUCAUCCCUGUACUACCGCUCAUUCGACAAACACGGCCGACCCGAUUUGCCCACUUUCUAUGUCGAGUCGGCCACUCUCCUGUGGAAUGGAAAUCGCGUCGAGGGGAGGCAUGCGGUUGUUGACUUUCUUGCUACCAAACUCCCCAAAAGCCAGACUACAAUUCACUCCAUCUCCGCACAGCCUGUCCAAAAAUCCCUCAGUGGUGAUAAGACGGUUGUGAUGGUAAACACAUUCGGAACUGUGAAGUUUGAUGGAAAUCCACAGAAGAUUUUCUCCGAGACCUUCUUUCUUAUCAAGGAGGACGUCGUCUGGAGGAUACAGUCGGCCACCUUCCGAUUUAUCGAGUAA